AUGGCAGAUACAGACGUUUCGCCUGUUGUUCCACCAGCUGGCAGCUCUGAUCCUGGGCUGAUCAGCUGUGCUCCUUCCUCUGACACAGAGCUGCCGGCAGGGGGGCAGGAAGUCCAGUCUGCCCCAGAACAGAGCCUCGAUCCUGGGCUGAAGAGCCAGGAGGUCGCUGGGACAGAGGAGGAAGAGGAGGAGGCAAAACCUAGACCUCCUCUACUUCACCUCCGCAGAGAUGCGACCGUCAGAGGACACCGGCGAAUAGGAGGCCAGAACCUGAGAGCCACCAAUCACAUCUCUUCUCCAGCGGCCGCUCCGUCCCUGGCCGCUGGCGCCUCAGUGUCUGGUAAAAGGACGGUGCUGCUGUCCAAUGAGGCGAGGAGAGAGAUGGCGAAGCAGGCGAGAGCUGUGAAGGAGGAGCGGCGAGCGACGCUGGACGCACGACACAAAUACCUGAUGGGAAGACUGGUGGAUGCUGGGACCCUGGCGGAGGCAGACAUGGAGGAUGCCCUCAUCUCUGAUGAUAAGUUCACUCUGAUUGAUGAUUUCUUUGCUGCAAACGGAUCCAAGAAGCUGAUUUUCUUCUAUCAGAACAUGAAGCAGAAUCUGUCGUCCAGUCAUUCCUCCUCUGUGGAUGUGGCCACCUCAGCUGUGGCUCAGAAGAAACUCUUCCUCACUACAGGGAGCUCUGAGCCUUUACUGGGGAAGUGUUUGUUCUUCCUGAGAACCACAGACAAGGCCAUCACCACUGCUAACGUCCAGCAGGAGGUGAACUUCAGCACGUUGGACUGCAGUGACGGCAGCAUCCUCACCAGCCUGGAAACUCUGCUGUCUCACAUCAUGUUACCUGCUCUCAGAUCACAGCAGAUUUGGGGCACAGUGCAGGACGGUGUGUCCUGUCCAGACGUCCGGUCCUUUCUGUCCUCAGUAGAUCAGUUCGUCAGUAAUCUGAGCUCGGCCAGAGUCAACAUGGAGAGAAAGUUCCAGCUGCAGCAGGUCGAGCUUCCUGGUGUCAUCAGCCAGCUGAGCAGCCCUGCAGACUACACCUCCGCAGCCAAUAACAGCGAGCUGGUGGAGCGUCUGGAGGGCGUGGUCUCAGUGUGGACCAAUCAGAUCAAGCAGGUGCUGACGGAGAGCGAGCAGAUGAGGAGGGAGGCGGAUGACGUUGGACCAUCAGCUGAGCUGGAGCACUGGAAGAGACGCAUGGUCACCUUUAACAGUCUAAUGGAGGAGGUGAAGCGUCCUCAGGUGAAAAGGACUCUGGGAGUUCUGCAGGUGGCCAAGUCGCGAACGCUUCGUACCUGGAGAGAGUUGGAUGGUGACAUCACUGUCGUGGCCAACGAGGCAAAGGACAACGUGAAGUUCCUCCACACGCUGGACAGGUUCUUUGGACCGCUGGGGAAAUGCACUCCGACCAGAAUGCUGGAGCACAUUCCCGGCCUGAUGACCAGUAUCAGAAUGAUCCACACCGUCUCUCAGUACUACAACACCUCAGAGAGAAUGACCUCCCUGCUGCUCAAAGUCACCAACCAGAUGAUCAGCACCUGCAGGAGCUACCUGUCGCAGGACGUGGCUCGCAUCUGGGACCACAGCAGGCCGGUGCUGCUGCAGCGGAUCUCUGCCUGCUGUAAUCUAAAUGUUGAGUAUCAGAGGAGCUUCCAGACCAUCAGAGACAAACUGAGAGAAAACCCUGAAAGCAGACAGUUUGACUUCAGUGAGAACUACAUCUUUGGGAAGUUCGAUGCGUUCUGCAGACGUCUGGAGAAAAUCGCUGACAUGACAUCGACCCUGCAGAACCUGGCUGCUCUGCAAAACAUGAAGGUGGAGGGCAUUGAGAAGAUUUAUGUUCGCUAUCAGACGAUCGUCUCCACCACCAAGUCCAAGACCUACGACAUCCUGGACCACCGCAAGCUGGAGUUUGACAGUGACUAUGCAGACUUCCAGCUCCAGGUUCAGGGCUUGUUCCAGUCUCUUCAGUCUCUGUUGGACUUCUGGUUCAGUCAGUCUCUCACUACGGAGAGGAUGCUGGAGCUGCUCACAGUGUAUGAAUCCGGUCCGACGGCUCUUCUGGACCUGAAGCAGUACUACCUGCACCUGCUGCAGCGUUACAGCCGAGAGCUGGAGCUGCUGAAGAAGACCUACCAGAGACAGAGAGACAGACCACCCACCGGACGCAACCUGCCGCCAGUGGCAGGUCGGAUCUUGUGGUGUCGUCAGCUCUUCAGGAAGAUUGAAGCUCCCAUGUUGAUCCUGAAGAAGAAGCUCGACGUCCUCAAAGGACCGGAGAUGACGAAGGUGAUCCGGAGCUACAACAAGCUGGCCGUGGUGCUACUGCAGUAUGAGCUGCUGCACCUGCAAGGCUGGAGCGAGGCUGCAGAGAGAACGCCACACUGCCUGAACGCCGCCCUGCUGGUCCGACACCAAAACUACAAGGAGGUUUCUGUGAACCUGGACCCUGUGGUUCUGGAGGUGCUGCAGGAAGCCCGCUGGAUGACCAAACUCGGGGUGACGGUGCCAAACGUCAUUAUGAAGAUGACCUCCAGAGAAGCACAGCUCAGAACUCUGUACAGCCGGCUGCUGGAAAUGCUCCAGGACUUCAGCGCGGUGGUUGCCAGGAUCCCGCCUCUCCUCUUCCCUCUGAUGCAGCCGUUCAUUGGCCGAGUGGAGGCGGCUCUCUCCCCUGGACUCACCACUCUGUCCUGGACCGCACUCAACACUGAUGGAUUCAUAGGGAGUGUGUAUCUGGCUCUGAAGGAACUGGACCAGGUCAGUAAAGUUGCCACAGACCUGCUGGAGUGUCGCAUCGGUCGGCUGCUGGAGGCGAUGUCAUCGUGCCGUCUGCUCGUCCUGCCCGAAGACUCGCCUGUCUCACCUCAGCACCUCCUGCUGCAGACAGACGGCUCGGUCCAAGCUGCUGCUGUCACUCUGAGCUGGCAGAGCCAGCAGGUAGAGAGGUAUGUGUUUGAGCUGACUGAGGAGCUGAAGAGGAAGAUGAAGCCAACAGAGACUGUUAAUCUGGAGGGAUCUUUCCAGUGUCUCCAUCCGGACUCCAAACAGAAGACUCGCUGUCUCACUUGUCUUCCUUGUCGUUUCUACAGUCUGAUUGGUCAGCUCUGCCACCGUAACACUGAAGCUCUGGUCAAAGCCACCAAAUCCUCUCUGGACGCUUUGAGGAGGAGACUUCAUUUCCCCAAAUACCAGCCGUCCUCCUCCUCCUCCUCCUCCUCCUUCUCCUCCAGUAGCAGCCAAUCAGCUCCUCCUCCUCUCUUCAGAGCCUCCAUUCAGCUCACGAUCCCCAACAUCAUCCUGAGACCAAGCCUGGACGACAUCCAGAGCACUGUGAAUAAGCUGGUGAGCGUUGUGUUGUCUCUAACUAAAGACAUCCCUCUGUGGACUUACUCUCACCUGCAGUACAAACAGCAGCAGGUGGAGCAGGCGGCGGUUCGGGAUGCAGGAGACGACAUCCUGGUGAAGCCGCCGGUGCUGAGACGGCUGGACAGACAGCUGGCCGAGCACAAGGACGUCACCAAGUUGGUGAUGCAGCUCGGCUCCAUCGUGUCGUCUCUGAGAGUUCAGGCUGCCGACACGCUGGAUGAACUCACUCACUUCUCUACUCUGUGGAACCAGGACCCAGAGGAGCAGGUUCAGACCUUCUUGCAGUCCGAUCCUUCGCUGACAGAGUUCAGCUCUCAGAUCUCUUCUUACUCUAAGCUGGAGGAGCAGAUUUCGGAGCUCCCUGCGUCCUGCACCGUGGGUUCGAUUCUCUUCCACACCGACGAGCUGAAGCUGGCUCUCACUCAGGAGUGUCGCGUGUGGAAACGAGCUUUCGGCGCUGCGCUCAACCGCCGGGCGUCCGCCGACAUGGACGACAUCUUCUCAUUCGUGGAUGGGCUGACGAAACGCCUGCAACGUCCAAUCACAGACCUGGAGGACGUACGAGGAGCGAUGGCGGCGCUCAGAGAGGUUCGGGAGGCGGAGGUUCGUAUCGAUGCUAGCAUCGGUCCGGUGGAGGAGUCCUUCGCUCUGCUCAACAAACACGAGCUGCUGUUCAACGACGGGAACGCCGAGCGCGUGGACGGACUGAUGUACGCCUGGACGAACCUCAACGUCCUGGUGGUGCAGAACCAGAACACUCUGGUGAAGAUCCAGCCGAGCAUGAAGGCAGACCUGCUGUCUGCAGUGCAGAGCUUCCAGAUCAGCGUUCAGAGUUUCUGCUCCGAGUACAACCAGAGGGGUCCGGGGGUGGAGGGCCUGGCUCCAGCUGAAGCCAGUGAGCUGCUGCAGAGCUUCCAGGCUGAGUUUGAUCAGCUGUGGAGGAAAUACACCACCUACUCUGGAGGAGAGGAGCUGUUCGGACUGCAUGUCAACGAGUAUCCGGAGCUGCAGAGGAUCAAGAGGGAGCUUUCUCUGCUGUCCAAACUCUACGGUUUGUAUAACUCUGUCAUCGACAGCGUGGCCGGCUACUACGACAUCCUGUGGGCCGACCUCAACAUCGAGAAGAUCAACACUGAGCUGCAGGACUUCCAGAACAGGAUCCGAAAGCUUCCGAAGGCGCUGAAGGAGUGGCAGGCCUUCAUAGAUCUGAAGAAAACCAUCGAUGACUUCACUGAGACGUGUCCUCUGCUCUGCAUGAUGGCCAACAAGGCCAUGCUGCCCAGACACUGGACUCGUCUCAGCGACUUGACCGGUCACAGUUUCCAGGUGGAAUCGGAGAGUUUCUCCCUCAGAAGCAUCAUGGAGGCUCCGCUGCUGAAAAAUAAAGAAGACAUUGAGGAUGUUUGUAUCAGCGCUGUGAAGGAACGAGACAUCGAGGCCAAACUGAAGGAUGUGGUGGCCGAGUGGAGCAGCCACACGCUCAGCUUUGCCACCUUCAGGACGAGAGGAGAACUGCUGCUGAGAGGAGCCGACACCGCCGAGAAAAUCUCCAUGAUGGAGGACAGUCUGAUGGUGCUGGCAUCGCUGCUGAGUAACAGGUACAACGCUCCGUUCAAGCCGUCCAUCCAGCUGUGGGUCCAGAAACUCUCCAACACCUCAGAGAUCAUCGAGAAGUGGUUGUCGGUUCAAAACCUGUGGAUCUACCUCGAGGCCGUGUUCGUAGGAGGAGACAUCGCCAAGCAGCUGCCUCAGGAGGCCAAACGUUUCCAGAACAUUGACAAGUCGUGGCAGAGGAUCAUGCAGCGAGCACACGAGCUUCCCAACGUGGUGCAGUGCUGCGUGGGAGACGAGACGCUCAGCCAGUUGCUGCCUCACCUGCUGGAGCAGCUGGAGCUCUGUCAGAAGUCUCUGUCCGGUUACCUGGAGAAGAAACGGUUGGUGUUUCCUCGUUUCUUCUUUGUGUCUGAUCCUGCUCUGCUGGAGAUUCUGGGCCAAGCCUCCGACUCGCACACUAUACAGGCUCAUCUGCUCAGUCUGUUUGACAACAUUAACAGAGUUGUUUUCAGUGAGAAAAUCUACGACCAGAUGAUCAGUUUUCAGUCUCAAGAAGGAGAAACUGUAGAUCUGAGCCAGCCUGUCCUGGCACAGGGUAACGUGGAGGCGUGGUUAGGCCAGCUGUUGGCCGGGGUGAGGCAGACCCUCCAUGCCAUCAUCCGUCAGGCCUUCCUGGCCAUCAGUGACCCGGGUCUGAAGCUGCUGGACUUUCAGGCUGCGUUCCCGGCUCAGGUCGGCCUGCUGGGAAUCCAGAUGAUCUGGACCAGAGACGCAGAGGAGGCGCUGGUCCUCAGCAAGUCUGACAAGAAGAUCAUGCAGACGACCAAUCAGAAGUUCCUGGAUCUCCUUAACGAGCUGAUCGACAUGACGACCAGAGAGCUGAGCAAGAACGAGAGGACCAAGUAUGAGACGCUCAUCACCAUCCACGUCCACCAGAGAGACAUCUUCGACGAGCUGGUGCAUCUGAAUGUGAGGUCUGCGUCAGACUUCGAGUGGCAGAAACAGUCGAGGUUUUACUUCUUGGAGGAGACAGACAGAUGUGUCAUCCAAAUCACAGAUGUGGAGUUCAGCUACUGCAAUGAAUACCUGGGCUGCACAGACAGACUGGUGAUCACUCCGCUGACAGACAGGUGUUACAUCACUCUGUCCCAGGCUCUAGGGAUGAGUAUGGGAGGAGCUCCAGCUGGUCCGGCAGGAACAGGUAAGACAGAGACUACUAAAGACAUGGGUCGCUGUCUGGGGAAAUAUGUGGUUGUUUUCAACUGUUCAGACCAGAUGGACUACAGAGGACUGGGACGCAUCUAUAAAGGUCUGGCUCAGUCCGGCGCCUGGGGCUGCUUUGAUGAGUUUAACCGAAUCGAGCUGCCGGUUCUGUCUGUCGCCGCCCAGCAGAUCUACAUCGUCCUGCAGUGUAAGAAAAACAAGAAGAAGCAGUUUGUCUUCACUGACGGAGACGUGGUCGACAUGGACCCUGAGUUUGGCAUCUUCCUCACCAUGAACCCCGGUUAUGCUGGUCGUCAGGAGCUGCCCGAGAACCUGAAAAUCCAGUUCCGCACAGUCGCCAUGAUGGUCCCGGACCGAGCCAUCAUCAUGAGGGUCAAACUGGCCAGCGCAGGUUUCCGUGACAACCAGGUUCUCAGCAGGAAGUUCUACACACUCUACAAACUGUGUGAGGAGCAGCUGUCCAAGCAGGUGCAUUAUGAUUUUGGUCUGAGGAACAUUUUGUCAGUUUUGAGGACGCUGGGAGCCGUGAAGAGGUCCAACCCAUCAGAACCAGAGAAGACUGUGGUGAUGAGGGUCCUGAGAGACAUGAACCUCUCCAAACUGGUGGAUGAGGACGAGCCUCUGUUUAUGAGUCUGAUCAAUGAUCUGUUUCCUGGUAUUGUCCUGGAUAAGGCAGGAUAUCCAGACUUAGAGUCAUCCAUCUUCAGUCAGGCUCAGCAGGCCGGUCUGAUCCCUCAUCCUCCCUGGAUCCUCAAACUGGUUCAGCUCUACGAGACGCAGCGAGUCCGACACGGUAUGAUGACGUUGGGUCCCAGCGGCGCCGGGAAGACGGCCUGCAUCCACACACUGAUGAAGGCCAUGUCAGAGUGCGGCUCUCCACACCGGGAGAUGAGGAUGAACCCCAAAGCCAUCACGGCCUCGCAGAUGUUCGGCACGCUGGACGUCACCACCAACGACUGGACCGACGGUGUCUUCUCCACUCUGUGGAGGAAGACCCUCAAGGCCAAGAAGGGAGAAUCCAUCUGGAUCGUGCUGGAUGGACCGGUGGACGCCAUCUGGAUCGAGAACUUAAACUCAGUUCUGGACGACAACAAAACCCUGACACUGGCGAAUGGAGACCGGAUCCCCAUGGCCCCCUGCUGCAAGAUCGUCUUCGAGCCGCACAACAUCGACAACGCCUCCCCGGCCACGGUGUCCAGGAACGGGAUGGUGUUUAUGAGCUCGUCGGUGCUCGGCUGGAGGCCCAUCCUGCAGGCCUGGCUACAGAAACUACCAGAACAACAGGCAGACGCCCUGAAAGUCUGCUUCAACUGCUGCUACCAGGACCUGUUGGACUUCGUCUCCACUGCUGUGUCUCCUAAGAUGCCGAUGCUGGAGUGUAUGUACAUCAGACAGACCAUCGACCUGCUGCAGGGUUUGCUCCCAGCAGCGGAGGAGAAACAGGGUUGCCAUGGUGACGUGGGUCGACUGUUUGUGUUUGCGGUCAUGUGGUCUCUCGGAGCGCUGCUGGAGCUGGACGACAGAUCCAAGAUGGAGGCCUUCCUAAAGGGUCGAAACUUGUCUCUGGACCUGCCGCACACUCAGGACGAUGAGACCAUCUUUGAGUUCACCGUCAACGAGCAUGGACAGUGGGAGCACUGGUCCAACAAGGUCCCAGAAUAUGUCUACCCCAAAGACCACGUUCCUGACUACUCGUCCAUCCUGGUUCCCAAUGUGGACAACGUGAGGACGGACUUCCUGAUGCAGACUAUCAUGAAGCAGAGGAAAGCUGUGCUGCUGAUCGGAGAGCAGGGAACUGCCAAGACCGUCAUGAUAAAAGGCUACACCAGUAAACUGGACCCGGAGCGUCACCUCAGCAAGACGGUGAACUUCUCCUCGGCCACGCUGCCCAGCAUGUUCCAGAGGACCGUCGAGAGCUACAUCGAUAAACGGAUGGGCGCCACCUACGGGCCGCCGGCAGGCCGCAGGAUGACCGUCUUCAUAGAUGACAUCAACAUGCCCGUCAUCAACGAAUGGGGAGACCAGAUAACCAAUGAGAUAGUGCGUCAGCUGAUGGAGCAGGGAGGUUUCUACAGUCUGGAUCGUCCAGGAGAGUUCAUCACCGUGGUCGACGUUCAGCUGGUGGCAGCGAUGAUUCAUCCCGGCGGCGGUCGGAACGACAUCCCUCAGCGUCUGAAGAGGCAGUUCUCCAUCUUUAACUGCACGCUGCCCUCCAACUCCUCCAUCGAUAAGAUCUUUGGCACCGUGGCUCAGGGCUACUUCUGCCCAGAGAGGGGCUUCCCUGCUGGGGUCUGCGCCCUCGCUGCCGCCCUCGUACCCACCACCAGACGGCUGUGGCAGGCUGUGAAGGCGAAGAUGUUGCCGUCUCCUGCUAAGUUUCACUACAUCUUCAACCUGCGAGACCUCAGCAGGAUCUGGCAGGGGAUCCUCACAGUGAAGUCUGAAGUGUGUCAGAGCUCUGAGCUCCUCUCCGCUCUCUUCCAUCACGAGUGCAGCCGAGUGAUCGCCGACCGAUUCAUCGACGGCAGCGACACACAAACCUUCAGCUGCAUCAUGGAGAAGAUCACAGUGGAGGAUCAUGGGAGAGCUCUGACUGAGCAUGCUCAGUGGGACGGCUGCUUCGUGGACUUCCUGCGUGAAGCUCCGGAGGCGACGGGAGACGAACCUGAAGACGCAGAGCUGGAGGCUCCGAAGGUGUAUGAGCCAAUCCCGUCGCUGGAUGUUCUGGCGGAGCGGCUGUCUGUUUUUCAGCUGCAGUACAACGAGGCGGCGAGGGGCGGAGCCAUGGACCUCGUCUUCUUUAAGGACGCGAUGACUCACCUGAUGCGGAUCUCCCGGAUCGUGCGGACGCCGCAGGGGAACGCUCUGCUGGUCGGCGUCGGAGGGUCGGGGAAGCAGAGUCUGACGAGGCUGGCGUCGUUCAUUGCAGGAUACCAAACCUUCCAGAUCACACUGACCAGGACGUACAGCAGCAGUAACCUGUUGGAGGAUCUGAAGGCUCUGUAUCGUAUCGCUGGGCAGCAGGGGAGAGGAGUCACGUUCCUCUUCACAGACAACGACAUCAAAGACGAAGCUUUCCUCGAGUACAUGAACAACGUGCUGGCGAGCGGCGAGGUGUCCAACCUGUUUGCCCGUGACGAGCUCGAUGACAUCACUCAGGAUCUGAUUCCUGUCAUGAAGCGGCAGCAUCCUCGCCGACCUCCGACCCCCGAACUUUACGACUACUUCCUGUCCCGCGUACGCAGCAACCUGCACGUCGUCCUCUGCUUCUCGCCGGUCGGGGAGAAGUUUCGCACCUCGCGCCUUAAAGCUUCACUGUUCUGGCUCCUGGAGGAACCUCUGAUCUACGGGUCCCGCUUGGAUAUCCAGGACAGCAGUAGACCUGGUCUCACUCAGCGGUUGGUUUCAGCUGGAACAGUGAAGCUGAGACGUAUAGUGGAAGCUGCAGGUCCAGGUCUCGACAACGUGAAGCAGCAGGUGCAGAAGGUGAAGGAUAAAGCUCAGCUCAUCGUUGAUGAGAUUGAAGCUGAUAAAUCUUCAGCAGAGUCCAAACUGAAAGCAGCGAAACCGGCGCUGGAGGCUGCUGAGGCUGCCUUACAGACCAUUAAACCUGCUGACAUCGCCACAGUGAGGAAGCUGCAGAAGCCUCCUCAUCUCAUCAUGAGGAUCAUGGACGCUGUGCUGCUGCUGUUCCAGAGGAAGAUCGACGCGGUGACCAACGACCCCGAGCGUCCGUGUCCGCGUCCGUCUUGGCCCGAAGCCAUGAAGCUGAUGCAGAACUCGGCCUUCCUCAGCAUGCUGCUCAACUUCAGCAAGGACUCCAUCACAGAGGAGGUGGUGGAGCUGCUCGCUCCCUACCUGGACAUGGACGACUACAACCUGGAGUCAGCCAAGAGGAUCUGUGGUAACGUGGCGGGACUCUGCUCCUGGACUCAGGCCAUGGCCGACUUCUUCGCCAUCAAUAAGGAAGUCCUGCCGCUGAAGGCUAACUUGGCCCUGCAGGAGGUUCGGCUGGGAGUUGCUCAGGCCGAACUGGCCAAAGCUCAGGAACAGCUGGAUGCUAAACAGCAGGAACUGGAUGCUGUACAGGCGCUUUAUGACGCGGCCAUGAAGGAGAAGCAGGACCUGCAGGACGACGCUCAGGCCUGCCGCCGCAAGAUGGCCAACGCUACGGCUCUGAUCGACGGGCUGGGAGGAGAGAAGGUGCGUUGGACGGACAGCAGCGCUGGGUUUCAGACUCAGAUCAAACAUCUGGUCGGUGACGUCCUGCUGUCCACUGGCUUCCUGUCUUACUCUGGUCCCUUCAACCAGGAAUACCGCAGCCUGCUGCUGGAGCUGUGGAAGAAAGAGAUGGAGGAGAAACUAAUCCCCUUCAGUCCUGAGCUGAAUGUGAUCGGUCUGUUGGUGGAUAACGCCACAGUGAGCGAGUGGAACCUGCAGGGUUUACCCAGUGACGACCUCUCCAUCCAGAACGGCAUCGUGGUGACAAAGGCGUCCCGCUACCCGCUGCUGAUAGACCCCCAGGGCCAGGGCAAGACCUGGAUCCAGAACAGAGAGCGAGACCAGCAGCUACAGGUGACGUCUCUGAACCAUAAAUAUUUCCGCUCCCACCUGGAGGACAGUCUGUCUCUGGGGCGCCCCCUACUGCUGGAGGACGUUGGGGAGGAACUGGACCCCGUCCUAGACAACAUACUGGACAAAAACUACAUCAAGUCUGGAUCCACUUAUAAAGUGAAGGUAGGAGAUAAGGAGGUGGAUGUGAUGAAGGGCUUCACGCUCUACAUCACCACUAAGCUGGCCAACCCUGCGUACAGCCCCGAGGUCAGCGCCAGGACGGCCGUGGUCGACUUUACCGUCACCCUGCGAGGCCUGGAGGACCAGCUGCUGGGUCGAGUCAUACUGCUGGAGAAACAGGAGCUGGAGGCGGAGCGAGUGAAGCUGCUGGAGGAGGUGACAUCCAACAAGAGGAAGAUGCAGGAGCUGGAGGACAGUCUGCUGUUCAGGCUGACGAGCACAGAGGGGUCGCUGGUGGAGGACCAGUCUCUGAUCGAGGUGCUGAGGGUCACCAAGACCACGGCUCAGGAGGUGAGUGAGAAGCUGUCAGUUGCCGCGGAGACGGAAAUAAAGAUCAACCAAGCCAGGGAGGAGUACCGGCCGGUGGCCACACGGGGCAGCAUCCUCUACUUCCUGAUUGUGGAGAUGUCUCUGGUCAACGUCAUGUACCAGACCUCGCUGCGGCAGUUCCUGGGACUCUUUGACUCGUCCAUGCAGCUCUCUGCCAAGUCACAGCUCACCUCCAAACGCAUCAGCAACAUCAUCAACUUCCUCACCUACCAGGUCUACUGCUACACAGCCAGAGGUUUAUAUGAGGAGCACAAACUGCUCUUCACUCUGCUGCUGGCUCUGAAGAUUGACCUGCAGGACCGAAACAUCUCGCACCCCGAGGUGCUCACCUUCGUCAAAGGCGGGGCCUCUCUGGAUCUGAACUCUGUUGAAUCCAAACCGCGGCGCUGGAUCCUGGAUCAGACUUGGCUCAACCUGGUGCAGCUGUCCAGCCUGACGCCGUUCGCCCAGAUCCUGACCCAGGUGAGCCAGAACGAGCGUUCCUGGAGGAUGUGGUUCGACCAUCCGGCACCAGAGGACGCCCCGCUGCCUGAUGGGUACGAGGAAAAGCUCGACACCUUUCGGAAGCUUCUGCUCAUCCGGAGCUGGUGUCCCGACCGGACCAUCGCUCAGGCCCGGCGAUACAUCUCAGGCUCUCUGGGUCAGCAGUACGCUGAAGGUUUGGUUCUGGACCUGGACGUCAUGUGGGCCGAGAGCGACAGCAGGACGCCGAUGGUCUGCCUGCUGUCCAUGGGCUCAGAUCCCACUGAGAACAUAGAGAGACUGGCCAAGAACAAGGGGGCGCCGUGCCGUCCCAUCUCCAUGGGUCAGGGCCAGGAGGUUCAUGCUCGCAGGCUAUUGGCCAACAGCAUGACGGACGGCGGCUGGCUCCUCCUCCAGAACUGCCACCUGGGACUGGACUUCCUGGACGAGCUGCUGGAGACGGUUACCACGGCGACGCCAGAGAGUGUCCAUAAGGGCUUCAGGGUGUGGCUGACGACCGACGUUCACCCCAGAUUCCCCAUCAACUUCCUUCAGUCCUCCAUCAAGUUCACCAACGAACCUCCUCUCGGGAUGAAAGCUGGUUUAAAGAGGACUUACAAUGGCAUCACUCAGGAUCAGUUAGAGAUCAGCAACCUGCCUCAGUGGAAACCUCUGCUGUACGCUGUGGCCUUCCUCCACACUACUGUACAGGAGCGUCGUAAGUUUGGUCCUCUGGGCUGGAACAUCCCCUACGAGUUCAACCAGGCAGAUUUCACCUCCAGCAUGCAGUUUGUCCAGAACCACCUGGACGACCUGGACUCCAAGAGAGGCGUGAACUGGAGCUGCCUGCGCUACAUGUUGGGUGAGGUCCAGUAUGGCGGCCGGGUGACCGAUGACCUGGACAAACGUCUCCUGAACACUUUCACUCGGGUCUGGUUCAGCGAGAACACCUUCAGUGAGAAGUUCUUCUUCUAUAAAGGCUACAGCGUCCCGACCAAAGCCAAGACCGUGCAGGACGUCCUGCAGCACAUCGAGGCCCUGCCGUCGGUCGACUCGCCCGAGGUUUUUGGGCUUCACCCCAACGCUGACAUCACCUACCAGACCAACCUGGCCAAUGAGACGCUCAGCACCAUCAUCAACAUCCAACCCAAGGACAGCGGGGGCGGGACCGGAGAGACCAGGGAGGCCAGUGUGCAGAGACUAGCCAAUGAGAUGCUGCAGAAGCUACCACCUGACUACGUCCCACAUGAGGUCAAAGGUCAGCUACAGAAGAUGGGUCCGCUCCAGCCAAUGAACAUUUUCCUGCGACAGGAAGUAGAUCGCAUGCAGCGAGUCAUCAGCAGUGUACGAAGCACGCUCACUGACCUCAAACUGGCCAUCGAUGGCACCAUCAUCAUGUCGGAGGACCUGCGCGACGCUCUCGACUGCAUGUUUGACGCUCGGAUCCCUCGUCUGUGGCUGCGGCUCAGCUGGCCGUCGGCAACGCUGGGCUUCUGGUUCAGCGAGCUGCUGGAGAGAAACCAGCAACUCAGCAGCUGGAUCAGCACCGGACGGCCAAACCAGUUCUGGCUCACCGGCUUCUUCAACCCGCAGGGCUUUUUGACCGCCAUGCGCCAGGAGACGACACGCUCCAACCUGUCUCGAGGCUGGGCCUUGGAUACGGUCACCCUUAGCAACGACGUUACCAAGAUGAUGAGGGAGGACGUGUCGGCCCCGCCCCCAGAGGAGAUGGGCGGAGUCUACAUCUACGGCCUCUUCCUGGAUGGAGCGGGAUGGGACCGGCGCAGCGCCAAAAUCACUGAGUCCCCGCCCAAGGUUCUCUUCACUCCGCUGCCCGUGGUUCACGUCUACGCCGUCAGCUCAGCCAACAUGGCCGACAGCAAACGUGGCGGCGAGGCGCUCAGCUCGUAUUCGUGUCCGGUUUAUAAGAAACCGCGACGGACCGACCUGAACUUCAUCUUUUCACUGCAGCUGAGGAGCGUGCAGCCGGCGGAGCACUGGACGCUGCGAGGCGCCGCGCUGCUCUGCGACUGCAAGUAA
This is a messenger RNA of Scomber japonicus (chub mackerel), 13773 nucleotides long. Its product is annotated as dynein axonemal heavy chain 5-like. Gene Ontology annotation, biological process: microtubule-based movement. Gene Ontology annotation, molecular function: dynein intermediate chain binding; ATP binding; minus-end-directed microtubule motor activity. Gene Ontology annotation, cellular component: dynein complex. The record is from RefSeq and is a predicted model, not a curated record. Lineage: Eukaryota; Metazoa; Chordata; Actinopteri; Scombriformes; Scombridae.